Messenger RNA from Nannizzia gypsea CBS 118893, 924 nucleotides. RefSeq names its product RNA exonuclease 4. The transcript has 2 exons. Gene Ontology annotation, molecular function: nucleic acid binding; 3'-5' exonuclease activity. Lineage: Eukaryota; Fungi; Ascomycota; Eurotiomycetes; Onygenales; Arthrodermataceae. The coding region runs from base 1 to 924 and encodes 307 amino acids. Gene Ontology annotation, cellular component: nucleus. The record is from RefSeq and is a predicted model, not a curated record. Gene Ontology annotation, biological process: ribosomal large subunit assembly; rRNA processing.
AUGGAGCGGAAGGACCUUUCGAGCAAUUGGAGAAGGCUUCAGCAGACUCUGAAACCCAGCAAUACUACGACUGGUAAGAGUUCAGCGAUAAAAAAAAGGACAUCAACUGGUAGCUCAGCGGGAUACAAUGACAGUGUGACGAGGAAAAUAUCAUUCUCUUCGAAGACCUCCACGGGUAUUAGGGGGAACACUUAUCGUGGACACCCAUCUAAACGGCGGAAAACCAUGUCCGCAGCUACGGCGGCUGCGGAUGAAGAUGGUGCGGCAACACAGCCCAGUCAAAUAUUGUCAGACAAGGACCUAGUGAAUAUAGGUCUCUCCCCUGAAAUCGAAGUGGGGAAAUACAUUGCAAUCGAUUGCGAGAUGGUUGGCGUAGGCCCGGACCCCGACAAGGACUCAGCCCUCGCCCGCGUCAGUAUCGUGAAUUAUAACGGGGAUCAAGUUUAUGAUUCCUAUGUUCGGCCUAAAGAAAUGGUUACCGACUGGCGCUCAGCGAUAAGCGGCAUCCUACCCAAACACAUGGUUGAGGCGCGAUCCCUAGAAACUGUUCAGCAAGACGUAGCUAAAUUACUUGACGGCCGUAUCCUCGUCGGGCACGCGGUGCGAAACGACCUAGAGGCCCUUCUACUCAGUCAUUCAAAGCGGGAUAUUAGAGAUACUAGUCGCUACCCGCCAUAUCGGAAGUUGGCAGGGGGCGGGUCGCCAAAAUUGAAGGUACUGGCUUCAGAGUUGUUAGGCCUGGAGAUACAAGGCAGUGCACACUCUAGCGUUGAAGAUGCGAGGGCGACCAUGAUGCUUUUCCGCAGGGAUAAGGAUGGUUUUGAGAGGGAGCAUGCGAAGAAGUGGCCUUCACGGCCCGUUCUUGUGGAUGGUGGAUCAGGUGAACAAAAGAAAAAGAAGAAGCCGAAGAAGAAGAAAAAGUAA